AUGGUGGCUCUUGCCUUGCCCCGACGCAACAAGGACACAGGCUCUGGCGCCGCUGGCGAGACCACCCCUUGCUCCGAGGUGCCGCUACCCCUCCCCGCAGUCCACGCUGCCUCUUUCAGCGGCAGGCCUUCUCCUGAGCCUGGUCAUCCCGAUGCCAGUGCUGAUGCUGAGCGUGUCAAGCCCAAGCGUUCUUCCAGCUUCGGUCGUGGCCUCGGCCAGCUCGCUUCGCUCACUACCGGCAAGCCCAAGGCUGUCGACCUCAUGUCGUUCGGUCGAACAAAGUCCGGCGCUUCCGCCCCUCAGUCGCCCUCGACUGUGCCUGUGGCCGACAGCGUUACCGGAGCUGCUUCCGUUUCGAUCAACGGCGGCGCCGGUGCUGGCGCUCUCAUGGGUCCACCUUCUACGCCGGAUCCGUCGCACCUUACUCACUUCUCGCUCCGGCUCAGCGACCUCGUGAACAAGGCUUUUGUCCCCUGCGCCGCCGCUAGCGCCCCUGCUGCCCACACCAUUUCGGUAGCCUCCAACGUCGCUGCGGCAGCCAAGGGCCCUACCACUCCCAAGAUCAACCAGAUCACUUACGAAGGCAAACAUCUUCCUGAUAAGGCCAAAAUCAUCGAGAUCACUCAACUCGUCGUCGGUGAGCUUCGCUACGCUGAAGCCGUCGAUGCCUACCUCUUGCGUGCUGUCUCGCGCCAGAUCCUCAAGGCGCUCACCCUCUUUGCCGCUCGCAUCGACUCUCUUCUCGUCUCACCCACCAAGGAUCCCGGCGCAGUCCGCAUUCCCACCAAUGCAAAGGAAGGUCUUCAUCUCCCCGCCGCCAUGGAGUUCAACCUCGGCUUGGUCACGCUCGAGUGGAUCGUUGAGGACAGCCUCGAGCGUUGUAUCGAGGGCGAUCGCGACGCGCACGGAGAGCUUAUCGCUGAUGAGAAUGGUGCCGUCCACGACGGCAUGCCACACUUUGUCUCCGAGAUCCUCACGCCUGUUCGCAAGAGGAUGGAGGGCACCAUCCUCCACAUCAUCCAGCCCAUCCUGGCGCAGACCAAGCAGUCCAUUGCGCGAUGCAUCUCCACCGCCGUUCCCACUCCCUUUGUCAGCCCAGUCACGCUUUCGCCCUCCACAACUUCGGCAAGUGGCACCCAUGGUGGCGCUGCUUUCGCCGCCGCCGCUUCUUCAGGCGGUGACAGUCGCACUGCUUCUCCUCCUCCUUCUGCCGCUGCAUCCACCGCCGCCCUGACAGCCACGACUCCCGGCAAUAUGUCUCCGCCUCAUCGCGUCCCUGAGACUGGUCCCGGUUCGGCCUGGCUACGCGAGCUCGACGGACGUCUCGAAGGCGCUCGCAAGCUCCUGCUGCCUCGCAUCGAGGAACGCUGUGGCCAGGAUGGCGAAGCUUGGUUCAUCUCUGUUGCCAUUCAUGUCAUCUGGAAGGGUCUCAUGAUCCUCACCUCUCGUUCCGUCGCACUGCCCAUCAACGCCGCCUCGGAGCUGCUUUCGGGAAGCAAUGCUGCCAGCGCUUCUGCCUUUGACCGUCUCAUGGGCGAGGUCAACCAGAAGCGUAGUCCUUCACCUGCCCAGCUCAGCUCAGCCCUCAAGGCUGUUGGUGUAGGCUCGAGCCGCAGCAAGCGUCGAAGCCUGGAUCCUGCCAGUCUCGUUUCCGAUUCGGGUCGCCAGAGCCCUUCGUACUGUGCUACCGCGUCUGGCUUGAGCUCGAUCGCACCCUUUUCGCUCGUCAGCGCCCGCCUUUGUGCACACCAACUCGCUGAGCUCCAAACCUUUGAAAAGUUGAUGCUUCGAUUCUGCGAUGGGUUUUUGCGCAAACCAGGUACGCAGUCCAAGAAGACCGUAAAGGAUACCAAGCGAUCCCGCUUUGCUUUGUUCUCGUCCGGCGGUGCAAGCCUUGGCGGCGCCAAUCAGCCUGUUCUUGACCUCUCGGCUUACGAUCCUGACGAGGAGGACGAACUUGCGCGUGCCGCACUCGCCGAGGCCAUGCAUGCGCUGCGCAGCACCAUCAUUGUGUUGCUGUCGCUCGAGCGUGAGCCGGCCACCAUUUGCGCCGGUCUCGAGCAGCUCAAGAGUCUUCCCGGUAACUCCGAGGCUGACCCCACAGGCAACUCUGCUUCCUCCGCGAUCGCUCUGGGCACUGAGGUCACUAAAGCCCUUGAUGCGAUCCCAAACCUGUUGCUCCUACACAUUCUCUACAACCGUCUUCCCAUGGCUCCCGGUCGUCUCGAGCUGCCUGCGCCGCCUGCCUUGUUCGGCUACACGUGGACCGACUACGAAAAAGCGAUUGCUGGGUUUGCCGGGGGUGAGCAAUGGGCUCAAGCCGUUGCAUUGCGAUACAAGCCUGAGAUCGAAAAGGCUUGGAGAUCCAUCGCGAUUCGACAGGAUGAAAGACUGGCCGGCUUGGAGCACAAGGCGGCUGCGGGCGGUGGCAAGACUGGAGCUGUGCGAUCUUCGCGCUCCGUGUCCGGACCCUUGUCCAGGGGUAAGUCGGCCCUUGCGCGCGGCGGCGGAUCGUUGCACUCGGAGGAGGACGAUGAGGAUGAGGAUGAGGAUGCGCACAGCGAUGCGCCUGAAGCAAUGUCGCAGUCAGUGCCUGAGCUCAAGAAGCCUAACAGCGAUGGCACUAGCGGCAGUGAGAACGAAGCUGGCGACCUCGCCGAAGGUGCAACGAGCCGUGGACGUCGUUCCUCUGGUCGUUCUCCCAGACGUAGCUCGACGCUCGCACAUCCGGCUAUGGCCGAAGCUGCUGCUGCUGCUGCUGCUGCUGCUGCUGCUGUCACUACUGCUGCUAACGGUAGUGCAGUUGCUGCUGGUGUUGCAGCGCCUGCACCACGAUUCUGGCGCCGAAACACGUCCAACGGGCGCAGUGGCUUCCACCUCUCGUUUGCGGGGCUUCGCUCUCAAUCGCCUCGCACUGACGGUGCUGCCACCCCACCGAUCGUCACCGCCACCACCGCCGACCCGCUGGUCUCGACCACCCUCACAUGGUCUCCUCCAUCCUCAACCGCAAACCUCGUCGCUAGCCCUGCCAGCGAGGUGCCGGCUUCUCCAGCGCGAUCCACGACGAGCGAUGCUCACCUCACCGACGCCAUUGAUGUUGCCGAAGUGACGACGAAGCUCGAAAAGCGCUCGCUGUGCGUGUUUGCUACCGCGCUGACGUAUGCUGGUCGUGGAUCGGUGGCUAUCGAGCUGCGCUAG
This is a messenger RNA of Mycosarcoma maydis (corn smut), 3198 nucleotides long. RefSeq lists its product as uncharacterized. The record is from RefSeq and is a predicted model, not a curated record. Bases 1 to 3198 code for a protein of 1065 amino acids. Lineage: Eukaryota; Fungi; Basidiomycota; Ustilaginomycetes; Ustilaginales. The transcript has a single exon.